CGGCGGCGGCGGUGGUGGUGGUAGUAGUGGUGGGAACAAUCGUGAGAGCGAGCGCUUGACGUCGUCUUCUUUUGUGUGCCAAGAACUAACAGACUGGGGUUGGUUGAAACAGAACGAGAUAAUGGCCCCUCCUCCUCCGUCGGUCUCUCGUCCCGUCGCAACGAUGGCUCCAUCCUUGACAUGGACGGCCUCAGCAACCUCGACCUGAACACGGCGGACCAAGCGACACGUCGACGCGUCAUCGAGACGUGUAACCAGCACGCCGACUACUUCCGGGCCCAGCUUGACGGGCGACGUCCUCGAGAACGAGAACAGCGACCGGUUACAGUCGCCGGGUUUAACGAUCAAAAAGCAGCGAUUGCUGGCUCCGAGUUUACCUCGAUAGGGGAGAUCGAUGACAAGAUGGGGGAGCUAUUGUGUGCUCAGGAGAGGGCGUUGCAGGAGGCUCUGCGCCACGAGAUGGAGAUUAAGCGGCUCUGGUGGUUGAGACAGUACGCGCUUCGAGGGGGGAAGUGAAUACGGAAUCGUGGUGGGGAUAUGUAGGCAUUGAUCAACAUUACUUUCGUUUGUUUGUUUGGAGCAUUACAAUGAGAUGCCAUUAUGGAAACGAGUGCAGUCAUUAGUACGGUCACAGCCACCAGACGUGCUUUAUUGAACUGGUACAUACGCACUUGACAGCAGCAAUCUAGUAAUGCAUUGCAAGCUGCGAAGAUGGAGACCCUGUUGCUGCUUGAGAGAAUCGACGUGUGAUGGAACGCCUGAAAGGUGUUGUGACCGUUGUAGACG
Colletotrichum navitas is the source of this 786-nucleotide messenger RNA. RefSeq lists its product as uncharacterized. The record is from RefSeq and is a predicted model, not a curated record. The transcript has a single exon. Bases 181 to 516 code for a protein of 111 amino acids. NCBI's taxonomy places the organism in Eukaryota, Fungi, Ascomycota, Sordariomycetes, Glomerellales, Glomerellaceae.